UCGUCCUUUGUGUUUUAGAACGACACGAUGCAAGUGGUUUGGCAAUAUCAUGUCGAGGAGCCGGUAUCGGCGGCUGGUAUCUUGCCCGAUCAUGGGGCAGUACGAGGAUCGAGACCGUUAUACCUGGUGCAAAGAGACGCGCAGCCCAGACGAAACUCACGUAAUCAGGAAGCGGAGCCGCCUUUGAAGAUCUGGGACAUCUUGAACAAGCAGGUUCGUUUACCCAUGGGGCAAGACACGCUGCUCUGGUGCCGUGUCCUGAGGAUGCCGAACAUUAAUCAGAAACACCACGUCGUGAAGUACGAACCAGUUAUUCAGCCGGGAAGUCACGAAUACCUUCACCAUAUGACCCUGUACGAGUGCCGCGGAGAUCAAGCCGAAUUGGAAUCCGCGGCCGAAAAGAUCGGGAGUGUCUGUUACGUUCCUGAUAAACCCACAUUCCAAUGCAACACGAUCGCGGCCACUUGGAGUCUCGGUUCUGAGGGUUUUAAUUAUCCGCCGGAGGCCGGAUACGCGCUCAAUCCGUACGCGGGGCCGCGCUACUACAUGCUGGAGACCCACUACACGAACCCGCAGCUGGACGCCUUCAUCAGCGACAGCAGCGGUCUGCGUCUUCUCUACACCAAUCGACUGCGCGGCCAUGAUGCUGGUAUUCUCAGCGUUGGCAUCGACCCGAACUGGCGGCACAUAAUACCGCCCGGUCAGCCCGAGGUGGUCUCCGAGGGCCACUGCAUCGCCGAUUGCACCGGCCAGACGAUACCAAACAGCGGCAUUAACAUGUUCGCCGUGAUCAUGCAUACCCACCAGCUCGGCAGGAAGGUCCGCCUGCGGCAGAUCCGCGCCGGCGAGGAGCUGCCGCCGAUCGCCGCUGACACCAACUACGAUCCCAAUUAUCAGGAGUAUCGGAGGCUUCAAAGGCCAGUCAAGGUGUACCCGAGUGAUCACUUGGUCGCCGAAUGCACGUAUUCGUCCGAAUCUCGGACGGCCAUUACGCUCGGCGGCUUGGGAACGAGAGAAGAAACUUGUUUAGUGUCCGUUCUCUAUUAUCCUCGCAUUGAAUUAUCUCUCUGUUAUUCUUUACCCUCUCUACCGACAGUGCUGCACAGCUUGGGAAUCCAGAAAUUAAAACAGGGUUCCAGUCCAGUGACGAUUCAGGAGCCACAGAAGCUGGCGGGCAUGACGCUCGAGGAACGGUUAGUCAGCUAUAACUGGGAGUCGAACUUUCAGAGUUUCCAGGAGGCCACUCGUAGCGGCACGUUUAAGCCGCUAUGUGGUAGCAGUAAGGGUGCCCUGCCCGGCACGGAAAAUCUCGAGGUGCAUUAUCCACGCAUCCUUAGGCCGUACGAGGAGGUGAGCGUGCCCUGCGCGAAGAAACCGCUGCGGAACAAAUUGUCGAUGCUGCUGAGCGAGGACGGUGACAUCGGCGCGCCGGUCGAUCCUGACAGCGACGAGUCGAACGCGGUCGAGCGAGGUCAGCUGGUGCGCAGCAAAGUGUCUCGCAGCAGCGACGCGGGGCUCACGGCCGGUAGCUCUUGCGGCCGUACGGUAUCCGCGGCAGUGAUCCUGGCCGCCGUUACCGUCAUCGCGGGCGCCGCGUUCAGGUGAACGUCGCCGCCGGACGAGCGGUCGUUCGAGUUCCACUCGGAUCCAAAAUCGCCCUAGUGAUUGUUCGCCGCGAUCGAACCGCGGACCGAGAAACAAUAGCAGCAGACGCAGCAGCCGGAACAUGCGUAUGUUUGCGUAAGUACAUGCCAAUCUCAGCGACGCAACACUUAGGGUUAGAUAAAUGUUAUCGUUUCUCCAAUCGGAGCGCAUUCCGGAUUUCUCCCGGGAUGCGCUCCGAUGCGCUUCUCUGACCCGAUCGGGGGAUUUCUUUUUUUCUUUUCGGGGCCGGAUGGCUUUUCCCGCAAAGCUAAGCGGCUGGUGCAAUUUUCGUCGUAUGCCAUGUUUCACAUUGACAGAUAAUAGAAAUUAAAAAAAAAAAACUCUGAUAGUGAAUAGUAAAAUAUUUAAGAUGAUGCUAUAUUAAAUAGAAAUUUAUUUGAUGAGGUACGUUUACUUUUGAAAUGGUAACGUUCUCAAAAAACAAAAAAAAGUUUCUCGAGUUUCCUAAAUUGAUUAUAUUAUUAAUGACAUAUAUACAACUAAUUUUCAUCCGCAUCUCAUUCAUUAAAUUUGUAAUUUUUAAAAAUUCUUGAAAAAAGCAACUCGUAAAGGUUGAAGCGACGUGUACGACGAAGAAUUCGCCAGCUUUUAG
Pogonomyrmex barbatus (red harvester ant) is the source of this 2257-nucleotide messenger RNA. RefSeq names its product DBH like monooxygenase olf413 (gene olf413). Gene Ontology annotation, cellular component: secretory granule membrane. The record is from RefSeq and is a predicted model, not a curated record. Gene Ontology annotation, biological process: norepinephrine biosynthetic process; octopamine biosynthetic process; dopamine catabolic process. Lineage: Eukaryota; Metazoa; Arthropoda; Insecta; Hymenoptera; Formicidae. Gene Ontology annotation, molecular function: dopamine beta-monooxygenase activity; copper ion binding.